This is a messenger RNA of Staurois parvus, 521 nucleotides long. The record is from the annotation of a GenBank genome assembly. Lineage: Eukaryota; Metazoa; Chordata; Amphibia; Anura; Ranidae.
UGGGAGAGGAAGACCAAAGUACAUACUGUAUAUACAAUAUAUUGCCAAAAGUGUUGGGACACCCCUCCAAAUCAUUGGAUUCAGGUGUUCCAAUCACAUCCAUGGUCACAAGUGUAUGAAAUCAAGCACCUAGGCAUGCAGACUACUUCUACAAACAUUUGUGAAAGAAUGGGUUGCUCUCAGGAGCUCAGUGAAGUCAAGCGUGGUACCGUGAUAGUUUGCAACCUGUGCAAUAAGACAAUUCGUGAAAUUUCCUUCCUACUAAAUAUUCCACAGUCAACUGUUAGUGGUAUUAUAACAAAGUGGAAGCAACUGGGAACAACAACAAUUCAGCCACAAAGUGGUAGGCCACAUAAAAUGACAGAGCAAGGUCAGAGCAUGCUGAAGUGCGCAGAGUCGCAAACUGUCUGCAGAGUCAAUAGCUAAGGACCUCCAAACUUCAUUUGGCCUUCAGAUUAGUACAACAACAGUGUGUAGAGAGCUUCAUGGAAUGGUUUCCAUGGCCGAGCAGCUGCAUCCAA